AGUUUCAGAAAUAACCUGAAAGAUGUGUCAUUUCUGUAUUUUCAUGUGGUGUUGAAUGGUUUAGAAGCGUUUCUUUGAAAAUGGAACCUGGGGGAAGUAAUCAGCAAAUGCAUGCUAGAAAAUCGCACCAAUCAACAAGAGGGUUAGGCAACUUUGCUACUAUAGAUGAAUUUACUAAGAACGGUUUUGCAUUAAUCGUUGAAGGGAUAAGAUCCGUAAACAGUUUCCCUUCGGGUGCUCCCCGGGAUUUGUACUGUGCAUACCCCACAUUUUGUAAAGUCGUUGAAACGCAGUCCGACCGCAUCUUGGGAAUAAUAUCGAGUGUCUUAAAACAACAGAAUGUCAAAGGAAAUAUUCAAAGACGUCAACAAGAUGAACAACUUGAAUUACUGCAAGAGUGUAACGAUGCGAUGCUGGAGCGUAUAAACUCUAAUCUAGACGAUAUUGCUGGGAUAAAGAAAAAUCCUGAAACCAUAAUUGUAGAAACGCAACUGGCAGAUAUUUCAAUCUCACAAAGAGGAAAUGCAGAGAGCUGGAAUGUGUUGAAGAGAAAUGAACUUCCCCGUUCAGCCCGGUUGCUCACUGCGAAAAAUAUUGCAAGGCCACAAGCAAAUUUCAAGGUAGCAGUGGAUAAUAGUUCAUUAACGCCAUUCGUGCCAAAGAUCAAAGAUAAGCCAAAUUCUUUGAAACCGCUAGCUAUAUUGCCAGAAUACGAUGAAAAUGGCAUAGUUGUAAGUUAUCUUCAUCCCUAUGAAUUUGAAUUGAUGAAACUGGAAACUCCGAGAAAUCUCUUGACGCCCAUAGAUGAACCCAAGCGGCCUCGUGAUAUUGAGAAGACUCCUCUUAUUCAAGUUGCAGAUGAGAAAGGACUAAAGGAUUUACUAUAUGACCUGAAACAUAGCACGGAAUUUGCAGUUGAUUUAGAGCAUCACUCUUAUCGGACCUUUCAGGGAAUAACGUGCCUCAUGCAAAUAUCGACAAGGCAAAAGGAUUAUAUCGUUGACACAUUGUCUUUACGAGAUGAAUUACAUGUCUUGAAUGAUGUGUUUACGGACCCUAAAAUAUUGAAAAUAUUUCAUGGUGCCCUUAGUGAUAUUGAUUGGUUGCAACGCGAUUUAGCUUUGUAUGUGGUGAACAUGUUUGAUACGUCAGAAGCUGCGAAACUGCUCGGAUUUCCGAGGUUGUCGCUGGCAUAUUUAUUGAAAAAUUAUUGCAAUAUCGAAGCUGAUAAAGCCUUCCAGCUUGCUGAUUGGAGGAUAAGACCUUUGCCGGAAGAAUUAAUCUCAUAUGCACGACAAGACACUCACUACUUAAUUUACAUAUACGAACAACUUCGUAAUGAGCUGUUGAAACGUUCGAAUUCGGAAGCAAAUCUUCUGGUCACCGCAUUCAAACAAAGUACUGAGGUCUGCAAAAGGCGAUAUAAAAAACCGAAACUCACUCCGGACUCGCAUAUGGAUAUUUUUAGGAAAUCGAAACGACCAUUUGACAAUCGGCAAUUGUUUGCCUUGAAGGAGAUUUUCGCGUGGCGUGACAAAAUCGCUCGGACGGAGGAUGAAAGUUGCGGUUAUGUUUUGCCUAAUCAUAUGAUGUUGCAAAUUGCUGAAAGUUUGCCGCGUGAAAUGCAAGGGGUGCUAGCUUGUUGCAAUCCGAUUCCACCUCUUGUUAGGCAGCAUCUGCACUUCUUACAUCAAAUUAUUUUGAAGGCAAGGGAGCAACCUCUAGUAAAGCCAAUUAUUGAUGAAGUCAUUGUAAAUCGUGUCGUCACCGUCACAACGAAGGAUGUCAACAGCCGACUUCAUUGUCCUCAUGAUUUGUCUCACGUACCGGAGUUUCGCGAUGACCUCCCAACUUUGCUUGGAGAACAGAAGAGAAACCUCCUAGAAAAUGAUAGCAGCAGAACUUCAAACCCCAUAAUUUCAGUGUUUGAAACACCAUCAAAUAGCAAGGACGAAGAUAUUAAAAAGAAAUUGUCUAGUUUGAGAAAAGUGAAUUUCGUUAGCCCUUAUGAUCGAUAUAAAGCUGCAAUUCCAUUCGCCGAGCAACAAAGGCUUAAAGAAUUGGAAAAAGAGGCAGAAUUGAGAAGUAGUAAACUACUUUGUCCCGUCAAUCCUCAGAGUAUUAAACAAGAAGAUCAACCAGUCCAAAUUAAAAAGGAAGUUGAAGAUGGAGAUCUGUAUAAAAUGCCGGAGGUAAAAGAGGCAAAGCGCAAACGAGAAGCUGACGAUACGUCGGAGCUACCAAUGAAUGUCAAAAAGAUUAAAACAGAAGUUUCAAAUAAGAAGAAUAGGAGUUCAACUAGUUUUAAAGAAACGAGCCCGGAGACUUUAGCGAAUUCUACCCAAAAUAUUCGGUCCGAGGUGGCUCCUGACGAAGUUCAAUCGUACAAUCAAACCCCUCAAAAUAGACUGCCAAACAGUCGCAAGUUUAAGAACAAAAACAAAGGCAAUAAAAAAAAGCUGACGAGUAACAAAACUGUACAAAGUUCCAACCAAAGUGUUCAUGUAGACUUCACUAAAGUGGACUACUCGAAGUUCAGGGGUGGUUCGGAGAAGCAGAAAAGUGAUAAUGCUCACGCUAAAUUCGCUGGUAAAAAGGGUCGUGAUAAGGUCAACAACAAAAAAUUCAACAAACUGUUCACAUUCAGUACGAGUAACGCGAAUAAAAAAAAUUAGUUUUUGUUUUAAAUAUUCUUUUCUAUGUAAAUAACAUCUUAAAUUGAAACAUGGAUAAAAACGGAACUUUUAAUAAAUAAUACAGAAAAUUCAUGCUUGGA
Molecule: messenger RNA, 2776 nt
Organism: Hermetia illucens (black soldier fly)
Lineage: Eukaryota; Metazoa; Arthropoda; Insecta; Diptera; Stratiomyidae
Gene: Rrp6
Product: exosome component 10
Exons: 9
Coding region: 81-2675 (864 amino acids)
Biological process (GO): nuclear polyadenylation-dependent CUT catabolic process; histone mRNA catabolic process; exonucleolytic trimming to generate mature 3'-end of 5.8S rRNA from tricistronic rRNA transcript (SSU-rRNA, 5.8S rRNA, LSU-rRNA)
Cellular component (GO): nucleolus; nuclear exosome (RNase complex)
Molecular function (GO): nucleic acid binding; 3'-5'-RNA exonuclease activity; nucleotide binding
Source: RefSeq, a predicted model, not a curated record